UCCAUGUUCCCGACCCUUCUGGAAAUAUCUGAAGUGAGCUCGGAAGUACUAGAUUUCUCCCUCCUUCGCUUUUAAAUACCUGAUGCAUCCCCCUCCGUUGCCAGCGAAAUAUUCUCAGUCAAUUCGUGAUUAAUCCACAACACCAAGUGCACACUUUCUACUUUCUCGUUGGAUUUUCAAUCUCCACGAUUCGAAGAUGUCGUUGAUCCCGAGUUUCUUUGGCGACCGGAGGAGCAGCGUUUUCGAUCCCUUCUCUCUUGACGUCUGGGAUCCCUUCAAGGACUUCCCUUUUCCUUCUUCUCUCUCAACUCUUUCCCGGGAAAAUUCUGCAUUCAUCGGAACUCGGAUUGACUGGAAGGAGACCCCCGAAGCACACGUGUUUAAAGCCGAUCUUCCAGGGCUGAAAAAGGAGGAGGUCAAGGUUGAGAUCGAAGACAACAGUGUGCUUCAGAUAAGCGGAGAGAGGAACGUGGAGAAAGAAGACAAGAACGACACGUGGCACCGCGUGGAGCGUAGCAGCGGCAAGUUCUUGAGGAGAUUCAGGCUGCCGGAGAACGCCAAGAUGGAUCAAGUGAAGGCUUCCAUGGAGAAUGGGGUUCUCACUGUGACUGUUCCCAAGGAAGAGGUGAAGAAGCCUGAGGUUAAGGCCAUCGAGAUCUCUGGUUGAGAAUAAUGGAUGACAAUUUUCUGUUUAUGCUCUGUUUUUUGUUUUUUCUGUGUUUAUAAUCGUUUUCUUGGUUUGAAUUUCUGGGGUUGUGAUCUGCGUUUAUGCUAUUUCUUGUGAAUGUUUGUCUGUGACAUAUAUGUCAGAAAUAUUGAAUUUCGUGGACGCUUGUAAAGUUUCACUUGGGAUUUUGUUUUGAUGGGUGUGGUUUUGGAUUAACAUAUGAGCCUCGUUUUUCUUUUGUAA
Messenger RNA from Prosopis cineraria, 910 nucleotides. Its product is annotated as 17.3 kDa class I heat shock protein. Gene Ontology annotation, biological process: protein folding; response to salt stress; response to hydrogen peroxide. Lineage: Eukaryota; Viridiplantae; Streptophyta; Magnoliopsida; Fabales; Fabaceae. The record is from RefSeq and is a predicted model, not a curated record. The coding region runs from base 197 to 667 and encodes 156 amino acids. The transcript has a single exon.